Messenger RNA from Fulmarus glacialis (Northern fulmar), 954 nucleotides. RefSeq names its product conserved oligomeric Golgi complex subunit 2. Gene Ontology annotation, biological process: Golgi organization; intra-Golgi vesicle-mediated transport; protein transport. The annotation marks the transcript as partial. Gene Ontology annotation, cellular component: COG complex; membrane. The transcript is spliced from 8 exons. The record is from RefSeq and is a predicted model, not a curated record. Lineage: Eukaryota; Metazoa; Chordata; Aves; Procellariiformes; Procellariidae.
CCGGAUUUUGAUGUUGAUCACUUUGUGUCAGACUGCAGGAAACGCGUGCAGUUGGAAGAGCUCAGAGAGGAUCUGGAGCUCUAUUACAAACUCCUUAAAACUGCCAUGGUUGAACUCAUAAAUAAGGACUACGCAGAUUUUGUUAAUCUCUCAACAAAUCUAGUUGGCAUGGACAAGGCCCUUAAUCAGCUUUCAGUACCCUUGGGACAGUUAAGGGAAGAAGUUAUGAGUCUUAAGUCAUGUGUCAGUGAAGGAAUUCAAGCAGUAGAUGACCGAAUGACUAAACAGGAAGAUAUUAGAAGAAAAAAGAUGUGUGUCCUGAGACUUAUUCAUGUUAUUCAGUCUGUUGAGAAAAUUGAAAAGAUUCUGCAUUCCCAAGGCACUAAAGAAUUGUCCUCAUUAGAGGGAAACAGCCCACUUUUAACUGGACAGGUUUUAGAGAGAAUUGCCACAGAAUUUAAUCAACUACAAUUUCAUGCAGUACAAAGCAAAGGAAUGCCCCUUUUGGACAAAGUGAGACCACGUAUAGCUGGAAUAACAGCUAUGUUGCAGCAGUCUCUGGAAGGGCUGCUCUUGGAAGGCCUUCAAACUUCAAAUGUUGAUAUAAUACGUCACUGUCUUCGCACUUACGCAACAAUUGACAAAACACGAGAUGCUGAGGCAUUAGUUGGUCAAGUGCUUGUAAAACCUUAUAUAGAUGAGGUGAUUGUGGAACAGUACGUUCAAUCUCAUCCUAAUGGCCUUCAGGUUAUGUACAAUAAACUAUUGGAGUUUGUUCCUCAUCAUUGCCGUCUCUUGCGUGAAGUAACAGGGGGAGCUAUUUCAAGUGAAAAAGCAGAUAUUGUUCCUGGAUAUGAUUUCUUAGUGAAUUCAGUGUGGCCAGAAAUAGUACAUGGUUUAGAAGAGAAAUUGCCAUCACUGUUUAACCCUGGAAACCCAGAUGUGUUUCAUGAG